Lolium rigidum is the source of this 1278-nucleotide messenger RNA. Its product is annotated as squamosa promoter-binding-like protein 10. The record is from RefSeq and is a predicted model, not a curated record. Gene Ontology annotation, cellular component: nucleus. The coding region runs from base 1 to 1278 and encodes 425 amino acids. The transcript is spliced from 3 exons. Gene Ontology annotation, molecular function: DNA binding. NCBI's taxonomy places the organism in Eukaryota, Viridiplantae, Streptophyta, Magnoliopsida, Poales, Poaceae.
AUGCUGAGCGGCAGGAUGAACUCGGCGGCCAGCGACGACUACCAGUUCGCGGCAAUGCAGCAGCAGCAGCAACCCCCGCAACCCUACCUCGGGUUCGACCACGCCGCCAUGGUGUCCGCCAACGCGGGAGGCGGCCAGCGCGGCCACCAGGGGACCAUGAUGUACGACAACUUCGACUUCGCGGCGGCGGCGGCCGCCUUCGGGCAGUUCCAGCAGGAGGCGGCGCCGCACCACCACCACCAGAUGCUGUCCCUUCCCCCGCCCAACGGCGCCGGCGGUGGGCUGAUGGCGCCGCCGCCCAUGCCCCACGGCAUGCAGCUCCAGAUGCCGCCCAUGCCCAUGGCCAUGCACGGCGGCGACAUGUACCCCGCGCUCGGCAUGGUGAAGCGCGAGGGCGGCGGCGGCGGAGCGGACGCGGGCAGGAUCGGGCUCAACCUGGGCCGCCGCACCUACUUCUCCCCCGGGGACAUGAUGGCGGUUGACCGGAUGCUGAUGCGGUCCCGCCUCGGCGGCGUGUUCGGGCUCGGGUUCGGCGGCGCGCACCACCAGCCGCCCCGGUGCCAGGCCGAGGGGUGCAAGGCCGACCUCUCCGGCGCCAAGCACUACCACCGCCGCCACAAGGUGUGCGAGUACCACGCCAAGGCUUCCCUCGUCGCCGCCGGCGGCAAGCAGCAGCGCUUCUGCCAGCAGUGCAGCAGGUUUCACGUGCUCACCGAGUUCGACGAGGCCAAGAGGAGCUGCCGGAAGCGGCUAGCCGAGCACAACCGUCGGAGGAGGAAGCCCGCCGCCAGCAGCAACACUGCGGCCGGGUCAAAGGACUCGGCGCCACCUUCCAAGAAACCCAACGCCGGCGGCGUCAUGUCCGGCUCCUACACCGCCGACAACAACAAUUUGAGCGCGGCCAAGUCGACCAUCUCGUCGAACACGAGCGCGAUCAGCUGCCUGCAGCAGGACCAGAACAAGGUGGCGAGGCCGACGGCGCUCACCCUUGGCGCGCCGCCGCCGGUGAAGGACGACUACCAGCUCAACGCGAUGCAUCUCCAAGCCCAAGCCGACCACCACCACCGUCACCAGGAGCAACAGCACUUCAUCACUUCCCUCCUCCACAGCAGCAACAACACCAACAACAUCCUGUCGUGUUCAUCGGUGUGCUCCAGCGGGUUGCCCUCGGCAGCGGCAGCCAACGGCGAGGACUCCGACCAGAACAACAACGAUGGCGGCGGCAGCAACAACAACAACGGCAAUAACAUGCAUCUGUUCGAGGUGGACUUCAUGUAG